This is a messenger RNA of Lasiodiplodia theobromae, 1056 nucleotides long. Its product is annotated as Transcription initiation protein Spt5. The transcript is spliced from 4 exons. The record is from RefSeq and is a predicted model, not a curated record. NCBI's taxonomy places the organism in Eukaryota, Fungi, Ascomycota, Dothideomycetes, Botryosphaeriales, Botryosphaeriaceae. Bases 1 to 1056 code for a protein of 351 amino acids.
AUGAGUGGAGACGAGUUCGACGAGUAUAUUCAUGCUAUCGAGGAGCAACUUGGCAGAAAGAUUGAGAGCGGCAAGGGAAACGCAAACUGCUUGAGGUUAUCGCUGGACAAAGUCCUCAUGUCGCACCGAUGCUUGAUCUGGUAUUUGAUUGUCUUUGUGGUCGAUGCAAUAACAUCCGCCCGUCUGUCAUACUACGGGUUCGACUUUCAUCGGACUCAUCGCCGCCAUUGGUUCUCCGUGCUACCGCCUCGUCCGCAAAAUCUGCUCGCAAAAUCGACUUCGCCAUCAGGAACAAUUACCUAUUGGCACCGACCACACACGGCAAAGAAGAAGCUCCCAAUCCUCUUUCUUCAUGGUAUUGGUAUUGGUCUACACCCAUACGUGGACUUCUUAUCUGAAAUCAACUCUGGCGCCAACCGCAGUGAAGAUGAAGGUGUUGGCAUUAUUGCUGUAGAGAUCAUGCCCAUCAGCUUUAGGAUCACGUCUCCAGCCCUGCGAAGGGAUCAGAUGUGUGCUGAGAUUGAUCGCAUUCUAAAGGUCCAUGGCUGGGACAGAUUCGUCUUGGUUUCGCAUUCAUACGGGAGCGUCAUCACCACCCACAUGCUGCAUUCUCCCAAGAUAGCUUCGAAAAUUGGACCGCUUCUUCUCAUAGACCCAGUCACGUUUCUACUCCACAUCCCUGACGUGGCUUACAAUUUUAUCAUCCGCAAACCAUCCGGCGCCAAUGAACAUCAGCUCUCUUAUUUCGCCUCGAAAGACAUGGGUGUAGCACACACCUUGUCUCGUUGCUUCUUCUGGAACGAGAACAUACUGUGGAAAGAAGAUCUCACUAACCGAAAGGUAACUGUGGUGCUGUCCGAACGGGAUCUGAUUGUCGACACCAGGACGGUCCGGGCAUAUCUUGCGGGCGAAGGAAAAUGGGAGGGCACGCUACAGGCCAGCAACAAUCCCGAUAUUCUAUGGUUCGAGGGUAUUGAUCACGCUCAAGUAUUCGACAAAUGGGUGGAUAGAAAGAAGCUUAUUGACGUCCUCAGGAGGUACUGUAACAAAUCAUAG